AUGGCAUACACAAAAUUAACAUCGGAGCAACUGAAUAUUUUAAAUUUUGCCACAACUGGCCACAACGUUUGCAUAUUUGGCAGAGCUGGCGUUGGAAAAACAACGGUGGUACAAAAGAUCAGAUCAAAGUUGACUGAAGAAGGAAAGAAAUGCCAGAUUGUUUGUGCAAGUGGAAUAGCCUGCGAAGAGUACAAUGGGGUGGCGAAAACUGUCCACUCUCACUACGGAUUGCAAACGGCUGAAUUGCCACAAUAUAAGUUACUAGAGCGUUGCCUUGAGCGGGGGAACAUCAUUGAGCAGAUUAAAAACAUUGACGUGUUAAUUUGGGACGAAAUUUCUAUGUCAAGUCGACGUCUAUUUAACCUGGUAAAUCUGUUGCACCAGGAAAUAUCAAGCAACCCCUUUCCAUUUGGCGGGCUUCAAGUCAUAUUGGUCGGAGAUUUCUGGCAACUAAAACCAAUUAAGAGUGCGGUAGAUAAUGGAGACCCAGUGUAUGAAUCAGAGUUGUUCGGAGAAGUGUUUCCACAUAGGUUUGAGCUAACCAAAAUUUUACGGCAAGAGGAAUCGGAAGUGAAGUUCAAAGAAGCUUUGAAUAUGAUAAGAAGUGGCAG
Paramuricea clavata is the source of this 611-nucleotide messenger RNA. The record is from the annotation of a GenBank genome assembly. NCBI's taxonomy places the organism in Eukaryota, Metazoa, Cnidaria, Anthozoa, Malacalcyonacea, Plexauridae.